AUGUUUGCUGCACAUUAUACAGCAUCAUUUUUUGUAAGUAAGAUUUCCAGAAUGACGCCUUCCGUAAUUCCACAUCAGAAUUUUGAAGGACUGACACUCCAUGGCAUUCAGCAGCACAAAAGGAAGAAGAAAACAACAUAUUCAGAAUACAUGUACAAAGCCCUGAAACAGGUUCCUCAAGGCACAAGUAAACACUGCUGGGCAUUAGAUGCACUUCGCUCCCUGAACAAACCUCACCUAUAUGGGAUGGUGGCUCAGGAAGCCUCCAAGAUGUCACACUACAAGAAGAAGCCCUUCAUCACCAGUAGAGAAGUUCAUGCAGCAGUGAGAGUAGUGCUUCUUGUGGAGGCAGUGAAGAGUGGUUUGCUCACAGCCAAUGAUAUGUCUUCCAGACAUGUAGACUCCACAUAA
Messenger RNA from Anolis sagrei ordinatus, 411 nucleotides. Lineage: Eukaryota; Metazoa; Chordata; Lepidosauria; Squamata; Anolidae. The record is from RefSeq and is a predicted model, not a curated record.